Mycena indigotica is the source of this 384-nucleotide messenger RNA. Its product is annotated as Hydrophobin 2. Lineage: Eukaryota; Fungi; Basidiomycota; Agaricomycetes; Agaricales; Mycenaceae. The transcript has 3 exons. Gene Ontology annotation, cellular component: fungal-type cell wall. The coding region runs from base 64 to 384 and encodes 106 amino acids. The record is from RefSeq and is a predicted model, not a curated record. Gene Ontology annotation, molecular function: structural constituent of cell wall.
GCCCUGUUAUUCCCCAUCCCUCACUCCAACCACCCACCAGUUGAAGUAAACACUCGAACAAACAUGUUCUCCAAAUUUGCUGCUCUCUUCGCUCUCGCUACCCUUGCUGCCGCCACCCCGACCGGGAACCCACCGCCCCCAGUCACUCCCCCUACCUCGCCCCAGUGCUGCAACAGUGUGCAGAGCUCAACCAGCAGUGCUGUCUCCGCCGUUGCCGCCCUCGUUGGCCUCGACCUCACCGGUAUCAACGUCCCCAUCGGUUUGGGCUGCUCGCCCAUCACCGUCGUUGGCAACAACUGUGGUGGCACCACGGUCACUUGCGACGCGCCGGAGGUUCAGUGGGGCGGUCUCAUUGCAAUCAACUGCAUUCCUAUCACUCUUUAA